GUAAAAAUAACUCAAACAUUGCAUUAUUUAAUAAAUUUGUCAUUAAUAAUAGUUCUGGUUGCUUUAAAUUAAACAAUUAUGUUACAAUAGAUAAUUAUAAAAUUCAAAAUUAAUUAAAAAUUUUUUUUUAUCUAUACUGUUGUUAUUUAUUGGUGUAAUCAAAUAUACUAGAUUAUUUGUAAGUUAAAUUCAAUUUUGUAUAUAAAACAUUGUCUAGUAAAAAUGAGUAAAAAAUUAAAGACAACACCAAGAGAGGAGUUAUCUAAAGGAUUUCUAUUGAAAGAUACAAGUAACAAUGAAUGGGAGAUUCAAAAUAUUAUUGGAAGUGGAGGAUUUGGUUAUGUGUAUUGUGCUACAAAACACGGGUCUCGAAUGAAAACUGAAUAUGCUGUAAAAACAGAAAAUAUGGAAAGUGGACCUCUAUUUGUUGAACGAAUGUUUUAUCUAAAAAAUUUAAAAGAUAAAGAUAUUGAAUCAUGGAAAAAAGAAAAGAAACUCAAAGAAUUACCUAUUCCGAAGUUUUAUGGUUUUGGUAGUGCUGAAUAUAAUAAUAAUAAAUAUAGAUUUAUUGUAAUUGAAAAAUUUGAUCAGGAUUUAGAAUCUUUUUUAAAAACCAUAAAAAGUAGUCUAUUGUUGGGUGCAGUAAUCAACAUUAUGCGACAAAUAAUAGAUGCAUUGGAGUUCAUUCAUGUAUGUGGUUAUGUACAUUGGGAUGUAAAAAGUCAAAAUAUAUUUAUUGGUAAAAAACCAAAACAAAAUCAUGUUUAUUUAGGAGAUUUUGGUAUGGUAACCAAAUAUAAAACUGAAGAUGUUGUACCUAAUAAAAAAUUUGCAAAUAAUGGUACUCAAGAUUAUAUUGCUUUAGAUGGUCAUGCUGGAAUGCAUACAAGGCGGGGUGACUUAGAAAGUUUAAUGUACAAUGGAUUAGAAUGGCUAAAGUUAAAUUUACCUUGGAAAGGGCAAACACUUCUGAAAUGUAUAAAAUCUAAAUCGGAGAUGAAAGAUGCUCUACUUUCAGGAAAAGAAUCAAAAUAUAAUUUCAAAAAUGUUCCAAAAUGCUAUUAUAAAACUAUGAAAAUAAUUUAUAACAUAAAACCGGCUGAAGAACCCAAUUAUGCUAUGUUAAAAAAAUUAUUAAAGCAAUACAAAUUAGAAAAAUCUACCUAAUUAAAUUACAAUACUAUAAUAAAAUAAUAUUAAUUUGAAUUGAUAGUAAAAUAAAAUGUUUUGUAUAAUUGUAAUAAGUUGUAAAUUGUAUAAUACAAGGCAAAUUUUUUAAUAUUUAAAUUUUAGUUGUUAAAUUAUUCCUUUGACGAGGAAUUUCUUUUUAUUGGUGUGCUGGAAUUAUAUAGUUUAUUCAGACUUUUUUUUCAAUUAAAAAAUAACAAUCCAUAAUACUAUUUUUUUUGA
Messenger RNA from Daktulosphaira vitifoliae (grape phylloxera), 1410 nucleotides. Its product is annotated as nucleosomal histone kinase 1-like. Gene Ontology annotation, cellular component: nucleus; cytoplasm. The coding region runs from base 223 to 1167 and encodes 314 amino acids. The transcript has 7 exons. Gene Ontology annotation, molecular function: ATP binding; protein serine/threonine kinase activity. Gene Ontology annotation, biological process: peptidyl-serine phosphorylation; signal transduction. Lineage: Eukaryota; Metazoa; Arthropoda; Insecta; Hemiptera; Phylloxeridae. The record is from RefSeq and is a predicted model, not a curated record.